CUCUUGAGUCUUCACGCCUUCCGUCGCCAGGCUUCGCGAAUCACCACCGCGUAUCUCGUUUCACUCUCAGCAUGCCGUGCGGCGUGGGGAAUCUCCCCCGCACCUCUCACUUCCCCAAGCACCAAGCACCGCCAACUCACCCUCUCUACUCCCCUCCUCCUCCGCCUCUCGCCAAUCACCCAAGGCACAACACGAGCGGAGCGCCGCCGUGGCAAUAGAGAGGAGCGCCAGCGUCGACAACUGCGCCGCGCGCCAUUGGGCGGACACGGACCCCGAGCGCCGGCGUUUAUCUUCCACAUUCUCGACGCGACUGCAGUGCAACCUCGACUCGGACUCUGAUUCCGGCGACGACGACGACAAGACGACAAGACGACAAGACGACAAGAGGAGAAGAAAUAUGAGCGCUCGCUUGUUUGCUGCUUCGCUCCGCCGUGGCGCCCGCGGGCUUGUGACUGCCGCGCGGCCUGCGUCCAGGUCUGGCGCUGGCUCGGGGGGAGCUUGGGCAAGGAGGGCUGUCGUCGCUGGCGUGGUCGCUGUUCCUACCAUCUACUUCCUCACCCGCGACAAUAUCGAGCUCGACACAAGAGCUGCGCCCAAAGGCCGCAGCGUGAGCGUCGCCGAUGUCAUCCAGCGCCGCGAAGGCCCGGAGAUUUGGGUCGUAAUCGAUGGCGAAGUAUACGACAUGACAAAGUUCCUCGAAGACCACCCCGGCGGGCGCGACAUCAUCGUCGCGAACCGCUCGCGCGACGUGACCCCGAUCUUCAAGCCGCGCCACCCCAGCGACCAGCUCAUGCCGGGCCACUUGCCCGCAGACGUGAAGCACCUCGGCCCGCUCGAGCCCGCGAGCGCAGACGAGCUCGGAGCAAUCAAGCUCCAGAUCUCGGAGGAGCAGCUGGCCGAGGACGAGCGUGUGCGUGUCGAGCGCCAGAAGAUGGAGGAGCGCGGGCUCGGCGUCAUUGUCAACAUGAAAGACUUUGAAAAGUUUGCCGAGCCGCUGUUAUCCAAGGUCGCGUGGGCGUACUACGCGUCUGCAGGCGACGACGAGAUCACCAAACUCGCCAACGCAUCGGCGUAUCAGAAGGUACUGUUCCGCCCGCGCGUCCUCCGCCGCGUGGAACAAUGCGACGCCUCGACGCGGCUCAUGGGCUGCCCGUCCUCUCUGCCAAUCUACAUCGCCCCCGCCGCCAUGGCCAAGCUCGGGCACCCGCUCGGCGAAAUCAACUUGACACGCGGCGCCGGCAGCACCGGCAUCAUCCAGGGCAUCAGCUCGAACGCGUCGUGCAGUAUGGACGAGAUGCUGGCGGAGCGGGAGGAGGGCCAACCCCUUUUCUACCAGCUCUACGUGAACCGCGACCGGGCGAAAGCCGAGGAGCUGGUGCGCAAGAUUGAUGCGGGCAAAUUCGACGCAAUCAUGCUGACGGCGGACGCGCCGGUCGGUGGCAAGCGCGAGCGCGACAUCCGGCUCAAGGGCGAGUUUGAGGGCCCGGCCGGCGGCGUCGCCGUGAAAAGCAAGGACACGGCGGGCGUCGCACAAGCCAUGUUCGCGGGCGUCGACCCCAACCUCGACUGGGACGACGUGCGUUGGCUGCGCGGCCUCACCUCCAUCCCCGUGAUGGUGAAGGGGGUGCAGUGCGUCGAAGACGCGCUGCUCGCCUACGCCGCGGGAUGCGACGGCAUCGUCAUCUCAAACCACGGCGGGCGGCAGCUCGACACGACGCGCCCCGCGCUCGACGUGCUCCUCGAGAUCCGGCGGCUGGCGCCGCACCUCCUCCGCCCCGAGUUUCGGGCGCCGACAGGCCCGUCCGCCGACUCGCUCGCCGCGCCGGACCGCCUCACGCCCCCCGACCGCCCCGACGCGGCCGGCAUGCCCCGCCGCUUCGAGAUCUUCAUCGACGGCGGCGUGAGCCGCGGCACCGACGUCGUCAAGGCGCUGUGCCUCGGCGCAAACGGCGUGGGUAUCGGCCGCGGGUUUUUGUACGCGCAAAGCGUGGCCGGCGAAGAGGGCGUCGAGCACGCCGUGGAGAUCAUGAAGAGCGAGAUCGAGCUCGCUAUGCGCCUCCUCGGCGCCACCCGCAUCGAGCAGCUGCGGCCGAGCAUGGUCGAGGUUGUGGGGGAGCCGCCGCGGGCGGCGUAGGCAGGAAUAGAGUACAAUGCAUACGAAAUAGGGUC
Cutaneotrichosporon oleaginosum is the source of this 2169-nucleotide messenger RNA. RefSeq lists its product as uncharacterized. The record is from RefSeq and is a predicted model, not a curated record. Gene Ontology annotation, molecular function: heme binding; L-lactate dehydrogenase (cytochrome) activity. Lineage: Eukaryota; Fungi; Basidiomycota; Tremellomycetes; Trichosporonales; Trichosporonaceae. Gene Ontology annotation, biological process: lactate metabolic process.